AUCGUAGUCGUUGUCGUCUGCACAGUCGUCGUGCAUUCACGUCCGCAAUCGCGAGUUGGAAACACUACCGGUGCCCGAGCUUCAGCGACGACGGAUAUACGCCGAUUUUUUUUAUAUACUUACUUAGGCCGACGCGAUUUCAAAGAUACACGCGGUGUACUUAGUACGUUGUACGUUAUUAUACCUUCAGCCAUAGUCGACGACGACGUGCUGUCUUGUGCCGAAUAUUUAUCGACUCGACGGAUUCAACACACGCCAUAUACGCCGAUCCAUACCGUGUUACCUGUACAGCUAUAUCGUAUAUACGUAUAGUAUAUACGUACCUCACCCAAGGCAGUAUACAUACGCCCACACACUUAUCGAUCCGAUCCGUCGUAAAAAUAUUACUAAACCGCGGACUUCCACACAAAUGACAAGAUGAAACGCAAUUGGAUUAAAAAAGAUCAUUUGUGGUGCCUUUUCUUGGUACUUGCAGUCUCUCAAAUAACAGGAUCUAGUUCAAAAACCGUCAACCAGGUCAAAUUACCGAUUCCGACCAAAGAGAGUCUACCGCAAGUGGCCGAAGCAUUAAAUGCAGCUAAAUAUUUGGUAGACAACGAUGAACUGGAGAAGAACUUUGAAGGACGGCGAGAUAAUUAUAAGAGAUCACCCAGGAAAUUGGGAACCGAUGAUUUGGACAAGAACUCGGAACUACAAGAGUAUCAAGGAGUCAUUGGACGUCCUGGUGUUGACUUUCCAAUAUUGCCAUCUAUACCUCAAACCGAUUUCAGCUGUAGGAAGGUGAAGAAACCCGGUUACUAUGCUGAUCCCGAAACUGACUGCCAAGUGUUCCACAUUUGUGAUAAUGGAAGGAAAGUAUCGUUUUUGUGUCCAAACGGUACGGUUUUUCGUCAAUCACAUUUAAUUUGUGACUGGUGGUUCCGAGUGGAUUGUGAAAGAUCAAUUGAAUUAUAUGAAGAGAGUGCAGAACAGCUUGCAACUGACCAGCGAGUUUUUAAAGAGCGUGCCGAAACAUUGGCCAAAGCUAUGUUAAAAGUGCAAACAACACCUCAAACGAGCGAUAGUGAUCGUUUUGUAACAGAACGUUCGUUUGGUCCGAGUACAACUAUUUUUAAUUCCGAAAGCCGACUACCUGACCGUGCCAGAUAUUUCAAUGGUUAUUCAAGAGACGAAAAUCAAGUUCCCGCUGAAACGGGUUCAUUCGUUGGAAAACAGCAACAAAAUAAUUUCAAUAAUUACUAUCCACAGUCUAAAACACCUGCACAAAGCUGGAACCAAGGUAAUUAUCAAACACAAUCUUCGACAACAGCACAACCAACUUGGAAUAAUAACUAUCAAAGUGGUAUUUAUCAAUCCCAGUCAACAAUAACUCCACAGCCAACCUGGAACCAAGCUUCUAAUAACAAUUAUCAAAAUAACUAUCAAUCACCACCUGUAACAACUGCACAACCGCCCAUCGUUCAAGGAAUCAAUAAUGUUCAAUCUGGCUAUCAACCACAAUUCACUACAAGUUCUCAAUCAGUUCAAGGUGCUACUGGUUCACAAGUAGUUUACCAACCACAACCAACUACUGCUGGAUCUCAAACAAACUGGAACCAAAAUAGCAAUAAUUAUCAAGCUGGAAAUUAUCAAACACUGCCCACCACAGCAGCAACACAAAUUAACUGGAAUAAUCGUGGUAACAACGGUGUUAGAACUGAUAAUUAUCAGUCUUUUACACCUUCGACAACACAACCGAAUUGGAGCCAAAGCAGUAGUAGUAACUAUCAACCUGAAAACUAUCAAUCACCGUUCACAACAGCAGCCGCUCAAAAUAAUUGGAAUAAUCAAGGUUCCAAUAAUAUCCAAACUGAAAAUUAUCAAACAACACAAUCAACAACACCAACACCAGUAAACUGGAAUAAUCAAGGUUCCAAUCACUUAGGAACUGUAAAUUCUCAAAAACAAGUAACAACAACCGUUUCACAAACUAAUUUUAAUGGAGCUAUUAAUAAUCUACAAUCAAAUGGUUACAAUUCACAACCGACAACAACAAUACAACCAGAGUGGAACCAAGAAUCUGAUACCAUCCAGCCCAAUCUAUUUGAAUCUAUUCAACAAUCCUAUCAACAACCUACUACUAUUUUUCCAGCCGAUAACGAGCAAACCAUCCCUGCCAAGGAAAGUCAAGUACCCGCGGAAUCCGCUUCAUUUGUAGAUCACCAAAACUCGCCUCGUUUUAAUUUCCAACCAGAAAAUUAUUACACACAAGCUCCUCAGACAAAUUUACCACCUACUACGUAUCCAGUAACAAGUUCUUAUACAAACGAUUAUUCACCAAACGGAGCUUUCUCAUUUGUAGAUUAUCAAAGAUCACCUGAUACUUUUGUCGUAAGAGAUAGCGCAACUCAAGCUUCUCCAGUUAUGACUACAGUAUUGGACUAUACUUCUGUUGAUAAUUCCACAUUACCACCGUCUGGAGAGACAUUAAUACCGAAUAUGAUAAACUCAUUACAAACACUAACUGAUAAUAAUUUAUUCUUUGACUUGGAUGGACAAAACAAUUAUCCUUCACAAACGAAUACCGUCGAUGAACUGAAUUCUGUCGCAUUGUAUUUUAAUAACGUUAAAAAUCCACAAGUGACCACUGUUGCUAGUGACUUGCAAUUUAAUCGUUUUGAUCAAUCGUCUAGAACAUACACCAAUGACUUAAGUUCAACUGGUAUAGAUUCUACAGAAACUACUACACCGGUCGAUAGCUUACAUAUACCUGCGGUUUUGACACAGAACACGAAAGAGGCGUAUAAUAAGCUUUUCAGAAAUGAUACCGUCAAAGAAUCAAUGAUCACUGUGAAGUUGGCAGAUACUAGUAACACUGCACCGAAUCCUACAAGUGCAGUAAACCUGGCAUUUACUCAAGGAUUAAAUUUAAACCGAUCGUCGGCGGAAUUGAGAGAACUGGCUGCAGUCUUUACGCGUGCUUUAACCGCUUACUUGGACGACCCAGAGAAUUUCCGUAAAAUACUAGCCGAGGUAAGACCAACUGAACCACCAAGUGUGAAAACUAGUGCUACUGAAGAACAAGAAGUGUUAGAUUUUUCUGACGAUUCAAAGCGUAACCAAGGGAAACCCACAGAACCAAGUACACCAAGCCCAAAUUUAGCGGCUGAAAUAAACGGCAUGACGCAAAGUAUCAAUGUACAAGCAGACUUAUCAACUAUUGUUCCACAAUAUACCUUAUCACCAUUGAUAGAAAUCACAUCGAAAUAUACUGAAACACCAAAAGCUGGUCUACAAGAGUAUGCACCACCUGAAGAUAGCGAACAACUACAAUUGGCUGGAAGUCAUUCGUUUUAUUCAAGUAGAGAUAAUAGCAUUCCAACUCCGAAAACUUUAAAAGCAGCUGCCUCCACGAGAGCUUGGACAGUUUCUCCUUUAGUAGACACUGAACAGGACCAGGACAUAAAGGCUACCACUCCAUCGCCAGUUUACUUUACUACCACCGCAGAAGACUUAGAAACUACUGUAAUUGUACAAAGGGCAAAAGAAAUGUUCAGCCAUUUGAACGCGUCUGAAGCCGGAGUAUUGAUGAAUGUUAUGAAAACUGCUCAUGUCAAUGACACAGUUAAAAGGUUGGUUUUAUUGUUGGUCAACGACUCGAACAAAGAAAAUAGCCCAGAACAGACUAGACACAAUUUAAUCGAAGCAUUACUGGAUAAUAGGAGUACUGACCAAACGUACGACGUAUCGUCGUCAUCGCCGAUAACUACUUUCUUGCCGUCGUCCCCGUCGGAGAUUCCAUUCGGCCAGAGAAUACAGGAUGACGGUUCGCCGGUACAGGACGGACAGUACAAGAAAACCAGAAAAGGAACAAGGAGAAGAGUUGUGCACAGGAGUAGGUCGGUCCCCAUUUCCACCACUCCAAUGACAUCGAAUAAUUGGCAGGGGGGUAACGACGUGGGUCCGGGACUGAGUGAUGAUUCUGACGCCCGAGCAGUUGAACUCCUCAAGUCCCUUUACUCGAUCGCAUCCAAAUGGUCGUAAUCGGACGUUUAUACGUCGACGGUAUUUCCGUUCUGCCUGUGUCAUAACUGUGUGCAAAUCAAAUUAUUUACGAAUUGUCUUUAUAAUUUUAAUAUAAGUAUAAUAUUAUAUAUUGUAACCGGUUCGGAAAAAAUAACGAUCAAAGUCGAUAGAUCGUAAAAAUCGGACAGAACAAUUACAUUUUACCAAUACCAUGUACACAAAUAAUGUAUCACGAUUCUAUUUCGGAAUAAGAUUACCUAUUAUUUAUACGCUAUGUAUAUUAUUAUGAUGCUAAAUGCUCAAUUCAAAUCAUUGCCGAUUUCUAAAUUUCAGUAUAACUUUAUCCAAAUAUCGCACAACAAAAAUCAGAACGCAUCAUAAUUUUAUUAUUAUAUAAAGUCAUCUUUCUUGCCCGCUGUGAUGUGAAAUAGUAUAUUUGUGUAUUUUCGAUAUUCAACACUUAACAAUCAUCUAUCUUUCGUGACGAUCGCUGUACCUAGGUAUUACAUAUUAUCAUGUCUAUUUAGCGUUUAAAAGUAAGUUGCCAUCGCCUAGUACAGAAUGUAUUAUUUUAAUUGUAAAUGUCUCGACAUAACGAUACGCAUAAUGUAAAUUGACUCUAGUCCUCGGUGAAUUGGCGUGUUACUGUUUUAGGCUUACCUAAGACUUAUAUUCGUGUUGUAUACAUUAUGAUAUUAUUAUAUAAUUUGCUCAUAUAUCAAAAGUAGAUUUCUGUUAAGAUUCAAUAAUUAUUGUAAUUUUAAUCGCCUAUUGCGUAUAAUUAAUAUUGUACAAUGUACGUAGGUGUAUGUCAUGUAUUUUUGGUAUUUAAACUUAUAUACCUAUAUCUAAGUUAAAAAUGUAUUUCUCUAUUUAUCUUUUGCACGUUACUAUUCAUUUUACAUUAUAAGUUUAAAUCUUAUUACCUACCGAUAAUAUUAUUAUUAUUAUAAACACUUACUUAUUACUUUCUUUCAAGUUGUAACAAACGCAUCGAUUGUCAAUCUAUAAUAUUUCUACCAUCGAUCAAUGGAACAAGGAAUAUUAUAGGUAAUUAGUAAUUACUUAAAUCUAUAUACGGCGUGUUAAAAACUUUUUACAUUUUUUCCAUUUGUUCAUAAGCAAUGUCAAUGCGUGUCUAAGUGUGAAAUACACGUUACACGCAUAUUAUAUUACAUUAACUAUAGUUUGUAUGUAUAUUGAUUAAGGAUACUUUUAUAAUAUUUUUAAUAAUUUACUCACUCUACGAGUCAAGUUACAUUACAUGCCAUGUAAUAAUGUUAUCACAUUAUAUGUAUUAUGUAAAUCGCAUAAUAUUGUAAAUAAAAUAUAAAAAUAUUGUGUAUAUUUAGUAAAAA
Messenger RNA from Aphis gossypii (cotton aphid), 5363 nucleotides. RefSeq names its product probable serine/threonine-protein kinase DDB_G0282963 (gene thw). NCBI's taxonomy places the organism in Eukaryota, Metazoa, Arthropoda, Insecta, Hemiptera, Aphididae. The record is from RefSeq and is a predicted model, not a curated record. Gene Ontology annotation, molecular function: chitin binding. The coding region runs from base 418 to 4023 and encodes 1201 amino acids. Gene Ontology annotation, cellular component: extracellular region. The transcript has 7 exons.